Molecule: messenger RNA, 1485 nt
Organism: Symbiodinium natans
Lineage: Eukaryota; Dinophyceae; Suessiales; Symbiodiniaceae
Source: the annotation of a GenBank genome assembly
AUGGCGUGGGCUGAUUGGCCUCGGCACAUGCCUGCAGAUGCACUUUCCUCAGAAGCUUGUGCGCAGCAACUGGUUGGGUCACAUGAUUCAUGGGAUGUGUUUCGUGAUUCAGGUGUUGGCACCGGGCGCCAAGUGCUCAGCGAUGAUGUUGACAAGUUCACGCUUUCAUUUCAACCCGAUUGUCCAGCCGAGGCCUUGCACUUUUACGAUGCUGUGACUGCUUUUCGUGUCGGGGCCGGUGCCUUUGCAGCGGACCGCCAACUACGCAACACGCUGAAGCAGCAGCUAUCAGGCAUCAAGAUCGCCUUGCGGCGCAAGCGGUUGCAGCCAGAGGUCACAGCUGCCUUGGCGCAGUCCCUGGGGAGCCUGGAAUGCUUGAAGGAAUUGAAAGCAGACAUUAGCUUCAGCUCCAUCGGCGAAGAUGGAGCGCGGCAGCUGGCCCAGGCUGUCGGUUCUCUUCAACAGCUGCGCAACCUGGAGCUCCUUUUGGGAGGUGCUGGACUUGGGUACGCGGGAUGCGAGAGGCUUUCCGAGGAGAUUGGCACGCUGCGGAGCCUCGAGAGACUGAAGCUGGACUUGAGCUUGAACGACAUUGGCGACACAGGGCUGCGGGAAGUAUCGAAGUGCGCCCGUUCACUGCGCCAGCUCCGAGAAUUGGUGCUAGACCUGAAUCGCAACCGCGUGUCAGAUCCAGGAAUCGGAUGCUUGGCGCAAGUGGUGUUGGACUUGCCUUUUCUGACAGACUUGGAAGUUAUGCUCUUUGACAACAGAGUGGGCGAGGACGGCGCGCGGCAGUUGGCAGCAGCUAUGCGGGGCUUGAAGUUGUCUCGCCUGGUUCUGGGGCUCAACAGAAAUGCGGUGUCCGAAGCUGGAGUACAGGACAUAGCCCAUGCAGUGGCUUCGCAGAAGCUUCAGGACCUGGAGCUGGACCUCAGUGUGAGCAGCGUGGGCUGGGCAGGUGCUCAUGACCUCGGCAUGGCCAUCUCCGCCCUCGAGGGGCUUCAAAGCUUGACCCUCGAUUUGAACGUGAACCACGUAGGCUCUGCGGGCGCCCGCCUUUUGGCCCAGGCAAUCUCAGCCCAACAGUCUUUGGUCAGCCUGCGCUUCCUGGCCUCUGGAAACCGUAUGCGCGAGGUUGGCGCACGCGAACUAUCGCAGGCACUGAUGUCACUGCGACGUCUGGUGAACUUGGAGAUGGAUGUCAGUGGCAAUGGUAUAGGCGACACCGGUGCAUGCGAGCUUGCACGUGCCAUGGGCUCACUGGGAAAGCUUUGCAGGCUCGUGGCAGACCUGCGGGGUAACCUCGUCGCGGACCACGGAGAGCGGGAGCUUGCAAGGGCCGUUGGUGAUUUGCCAAAGCUUGAGCGCCUGGAGCUGCGCCUGGCUGGAAAUGGCCGAACUGGGGCGGGGCCCUGGCACUACGAGCUGAAGAACGCCGUGCAGAAGUUGCAAACUGGCGGCUGCAUUUGCGACUUCUCAUACUGA